Helicoverpa armigera (cotton bollworm) is the source of this 618-nucleotide messenger RNA. RefSeq names its product dynein light chain roadblock-type 2. Bases 125 to 436 code for a protein of 103 amino acids. The transcript is spliced from 4 exons. Gene Ontology annotation, molecular function: dynein intermediate chain binding. Lineage: Eukaryota; Metazoa; Arthropoda; Insecta; Lepidoptera; Noctuidae. Gene Ontology annotation, biological process: microtubule-based movement. The record is from RefSeq and is a predicted model, not a curated record. Gene Ontology annotation, cellular component: cytoplasmic dynein complex; cytoplasm.
UGCUGUCACUUUGUCAGUUGCGAUUUUUUGUUGAAUAUAUUUUGUCACCGAGAGUUGACGCCUUAUUACAAUUUUAUAGCUGUUAUUAAAGAGAUCAAUUUAAGGAAAUCAAUAUACAGCAACCAUGGAGAUAGCUCAUAAUUUUAUGGGUACAGGAGCUACCAAUACCAUGCUGCGAAUCAAUGAAAAUGGAAAUGUUGUUGGAACUAUAAUAGUUAACUGCGAAGGUUUUCCUGAAACUACAACCCUGGAUAGCUUGACAGCUGCCACUUACUCCAACCAUAUGAGAAACCUAUCCCACCACGCAUCGAAUGCUCUCAAGGAAAUUGAUGUAACUGAUGAACUGGUAGUCUUACGGCUGGUCUCCAGAAAAACUGAGGCCGUUGUCGCUCCUGAUGAAGAGUUCCACCUCAUAGUGGUCAUGAGAAGACAUUAAACUUUCCCAGAAACUUCCAUUCAUUACUUCAAAUAAAAUUUGGUCAUAUGACACACGUAAGUGUCGUCAAAAUCUAAUGUUAAUGUAACUUUAAAUCAGUGAAAUAUUGUCUUGUUAUUGUUUAAAUGUAUUAAUGCCUGUUUAUCUAGGUUAUUAGCAUUAUAAAUAUUAUUUAUAACCAA